AUGUAUUUUCCUAUUGGAUGGCCUAAAAUUUUAAGGACUCCUGAACUUACUGAUGAGAACAUAAUUCAAGUAGUAUGUAAUCGCGAUAAGAUUCUUUUUGUUGUUUUGACAGAUGACACAAUUUCUGUAUGGUUCACUAAGCCAUGUGUUUUGAUUGUUCAUCAUCGUAGAGAUCAGGAAUCAUUGGAGAAACUUGGCAGUAAUACAAUAGUAGAAUGGAAGCCCGAUUCGACUAUGCUAGCAGUAGUGACUGUUGGAGGGCAUUUAAUUCUUUAUGAUGUCAGUUUUUCUGAAGAGCUCUCUAGAGGUGGAGUUUAUCAACAGAAUGAUCCCCCACAGAAAAUAACGGGGCCAUCUUUUCGAUAUCGUUGGGAUGGAACUCUUUGUGAUGGGGAAUGUGCCCUGGAUCUUAGUUGCAUUUCGUUUUAUUAUGGGGGUACACACUGUGGUAGUGCAUUACCUGCUCCAGAUAAUGCAUAUGUUAUUGAUAUGGAAUACUCACCCUUAAUUGGGGGUUUUGCUAUUGUGAUGAAUGAUGGCCGAGCUAUGCAUUGUUAA
Molecule: messenger RNA, 558 nt
Organism: Ctenocephalides felis (cat flea)
Lineage: Eukaryota; Metazoa; Arthropoda; Insecta; Siphonaptera; Pulicidae
Product: guanine nucleotide exchange factor subunit Rich-like
Exons: 7
Coding region: 1-558 (185 amino acids)
Biological process (GO): retrograde transport, endosome to Golgi; intracellular protein transport
Cellular component (GO): cytosol; Ric1-Rgp1 guanyl-nucleotide exchange factor complex; Golgi membrane
Molecular function (GO): protein binding
Source: RefSeq, a predicted model, not a curated record